Molecule: messenger RNA, 375 nt
Organism: Fibroporia radiculosa
Lineage: Eukaryota; Fungi; Basidiomycota; Agaricomycetes; Polyporales; Fibroporiaceae
Exons: 2
Coding region: 1-375 (124 amino acids)
Source: RefSeq, a predicted model, not a curated record
AUGAUCGACAUCAAAGCAACGGAAUCUCAGCCCGACUCACAACCUCCGCCGUACGAUUGGCAAGCAUCCUCAAAUGAUGUGCCCCUGCAGGCACUCCCCCCAACAAACUACUCACCUGCAGAGGCUCCCACCACGCUGAAACCUGACUUCCCGGCCCAAACACCGCCCGCCCAACCUGUGCAGUCGCAGCCACAGCCUGCACCACAACCACAGGUUGAUCCAGCCGAGAGAGAGGCAGCGCUGGGGCGACAGUACCAGGAGCAAUUAUUUGCUCGCUGCGCCAGAGGGGACCACGAGGUGACUACAAAGCACGGUCCCAUAGGAAUUAUCAGUGCUAUCCUGCUCUUCCCCAUCGGUCUCCUAUGUCUUUUGUGA